AUGAUGUUCCUGCAUCAUUCAAGAAAUUCAAGAAACCUGUCUUUUCUUUGGGUUGAGCAGAGUCGGUCACCUCAGCCUCUUCAAAUACAGAUGAAAUGCAUAAGGGGUCUCAAGAACAAGGCUCCCCAAGGCUCCUACUUCCUCAAAGUGUCCCUGCUUGGUCGACCAGGUGGCCGUGUCUUGCCGUGGUGCCUGACGGAGCAGCUGAAGACCAGAACACACCCAGUGAGGCAUGAUGGAAAUUUUUAUGAUGUGGGGCUGUAUUUCCACGAAAGCCUUUAUGUGGUACUCCCGUCUAAGAAGGAUGUGAAACCUGGUGCCGCUUUCUUGUUUGAACUCAUUCUCCUUCGUGGGAAAUAUGCUCGUCUCCACCAAGUUGUGGGCUGGACAACUUUCCCUUUGUAUGAUAGCAAUUUGGAUGUAGUGGAGGGAAAAUUCAAGUGUCCACUUCUCCGAGGACAUUAUGACCAGAAACUCGACAACUUCAGGAAAAUUGAAGAUUUGAUUUGCUUGGACCUGGACCACUGGCUGUGCAAUCUCUACUUUCAGGUAAUUAAACUUCCUCUACAUUUGGAUGAUCAAGAAAACCAUGAAAGGUGUAUUCAGCUUCCCCCUGAAUUUCCAGUUUGUUUAAUGGCUGAAGCAGAGAAAGCAGAAUCAGGUGUCGAUAACACAGCUGGCCUUUCAGAGAAAGAAACAGAGAAAAACAUUUGUGCCUCAAGGGGUGAUGAAGCUAAAUCCUCAUCACUCUCAUCUCAAGGAAGCAUUUCUAAUAAAAUUGGUCCCUGCCCUAUGGACCGUGAUCUCAGUCUCUCAAAAGAAGACCUUGAAUUACACAAUAAUUUAAUUUCAUUUCAUUCUGUGAAGGAAAAAUCAACUGCUUGGAAAACUGGAGAAAUUGAAGAUUAUUCUCAGGAUACAUCUUAUUUGGAGGAACUGGAGAAACACAGAUUUUCAGUUUGCUGUUCUUCAGUAGCUGAUAGUACUGGAUCUGGAGAAUUCUUCAAGCAUCUCUAUUUUGUGCUGGCGUCAGUGUUUUCAGAACUUCAGUUCGCUCAAUGGCAAAGCCAGGGCUUCUGGUACAUUAUCUUGCUGACGGCUUCUCUCUGGUUCCUGAGGCUCUACCUGCAUUACCUCAGCCAGUGGCUUUUCCUCCAGGCCAUUUCAAUUCCUGUUACAAAAUUCCAUUUUUCCCCCCUCACGGUUGAGCUCUGCUACCCAAGCUCUUUACUUCGCAUCGGAGAAGAGUUGCUUGUUGUUGUGAUGGGGCCUUUAAUGCUGAACGCAGUGGUACUUCCCUUGGUUCUGAUCAGAUGGGGCUGUCAGGUACUGUUUGCCUUCUGCCCUGAUGUCCUGUCAAAGUUAAUCAUCACCAUGGGACUAUGGACAGUUCUGGACCCACUGGCAGUGUUUAUUGUGGAUACUAUCCUGGGGCGGCUUUCACAUGACGGGGAGGCUCCUGUAGCUGAUGCAGCAAAGCUGUACUGGAUGUUUGAAAAAACCACGCAAUCAGGAAUCCUUGGUGUGGUGCUCACGGUGCUACUUUACGUGCUCCUGUUCAUCAUUUCAUCUUUGAUUUUAUAUUUGUAUUGUCUCAGAUUGCACAAUGAUUCCUGGAUAUUAGACGCAUUUCAGCGCAUCCACAGUGAAGAAACCAAGUUUUUUAUACCAUAUGAUUUGGAGAUUUCCAAUCAGGAGCUAAGCUAUAUAGUAAAAAGAUCUGAGCAAUGGAGAGGACUCAAUGGUGAGAGAAGGAAGGUGAGUUGGUUUGAAGUAGAUUUGUGUUUUGACUGCACGAAAGAAGCUCAUUCCGUUAGCAUAUCUGUCAGCUGUUAAAUUUUCUCACAUUGUUUUUUGAAGCCAUUUACUAUUGUAUUUGAUCACCACCACUGUACAAAUCUUGCCGCUCAAUUGUAUGUUUAUUUUUUUAUUAGUCGAGAUGAGGAGACAUGACCAGAUGGUACUUAUAGUUCAGCACUCUUAUUUUCUUAUAAAAAUAUUUAUUGAUACCUGCC
Messenger RNA from Aethalodelphis obliquidens (Pacific white-sided dolphin), 2015 nucleotides. RefSeq lists its product as uncharacterized. Lineage: Eukaryota; Metazoa; Chordata; Mammalia; Artiodactyla; Delphinidae. The record is from RefSeq and is a predicted model, not a curated record. The transcript is spliced from 10 exons. The coding region runs from base 1 to 1836 and encodes 611 amino acids.